ACACAUACUGGCACAAACCGACACAACCAAACGGCCAGUGGAUAUAGCGGAUCGAGGCGAAAAAGGAUGGCACCGAACAGAUAGCUGAAAAAACACAUGUUUGGGACCUGAAAUUCGUCCGUAUUUCCGUUGCCGUUGCGUAGUGUAUCGGUGCGUCGGUGGAAAACCGUAAGCCUUUUUUCCUGUAGCAGUAAAUGAGUGGUUAAAAAAGCGAAAGACAUAGCAAAAGUACAAUUUUACGUGCCAAGUGUGGUGUGCGUUUGUGUGGAUCGGGAGCACCCGAUUCCCCGAUCCUGUGACAAAUUUGUGUUCGAAGCAACAUAAAUGCUCUCCAGCAAAUGGAUUGGUUCCUUCCCUUAAACUAGCCUGUCGUUUGUCCAAGGGGAUUAACCUACUUUUUUUUCGGUGCGUCAAACGAGCGCGACAAACCGGCACACCGUGGGUCCGGAUCGCGGAUGAGGAUUUCCCAGCACGGGGACGUACCUUUGGCUAGCGAAACCUCCGAAACCGUCCAAUGGCCUUCCUGUACGAUCCGGAAGUAGGAAGCUACCUGUUGUAUGUAAGUUCUGCAUGACCAACUCUCAUCUCCCGUAGGAACCGAACCGAUCGUCCGGAUCCGUGCUCCGUGUCUUGUAGUUUGGUAUCCCGGUGUGUGUCUGUGUAUCAUACGUACCAACCGGUGUGUCCCCUGUAUGCUCCUCGGGGGGGUGUAUGUAUGUGUACGUUUGAUUUGUGUUUCGUAAACGUUUCAUCCCAGCAAACGAAAGAACUUCGUUCUGCACCUGCAGGAAAUCCGUUUCCCGUGUAACCGACGUACCAGUGUGUGCGGGAUUCCAAAAUCGCAUCCGUCAGCUGGAUCUGGCUGAGUGGAUCAACGCGCGCGUGUGAGUGUUUGUGCGGGGACAGUAACCCGUGUCAGCGCGGAACCCGGGUCUUAUCAGCGCAAAAUUGUGGACGACGACGACGACGGGUGUUGUCGGACGCGCUGUCCACCACGAGCAAGAUAAGCGACCGCGACAACCACCCCAAAAAAAGGUUUUCGAAUCCGAGUUUUCUACGCGGAGGGGUCGGCUCAUCCCGUACGGGUGGCCACCACCGCAAUAACAGUACCGCAUCAACAAAACCGAGGUGAUGCGGAACAUUGUCCAUCCGUCCCGUCCGUACUGUGCGCGUCGUUCACUGUCCUGCAUGUCCUGUUCACUGUGUAAGCGGACGUCCGUACGCCGUCACUAAUCGCGCCCAGUGUGUGUGUGUGCGUGGUGUGCAUUUGUGUGUCUAUCGAGCAUGUCUUACACCGAGCUGGAGAGUGGCUACCAGGGCCUCAAGCAAGCGUCCUCGAGCGAUGGCAUUAUUGGCAGUGCCUUACAGACAUCGUCUGGGCGGCCCGGAUUCUACGUUGGCGAUGAGCACCAGCACACAACGCCAAUCGUUUCAGUUCACCGGAAGUCCACACUUUUGCAAUUCGUCGCUGAACUAAACCGGCACUUUGAGCAUAGGCGUUUAGUGGACGCGUUACAAGUGACACAAUAGUGAAGCAAUAGGAGCUGUACUGUGCGUUAAAAUCGAAAACAAAACCUUAAAUAAAAAGACAAAGUGUGUAAAAAAACGUGUAAAAGCCAGCAAAAAAAACCGAUCAAUAGUGUCCAGUGUGCUACUGGACUGGCACCAUCGACGAUAUCCAGUAAGAAACAAUGGAGUGGUCUUGGUUGCGUGACUGGUGGCGGAUGGCCAAGUUCCGCCGUGCCGAUCGAACAAUCCCAACCGUCCAGCGUCACCGAAAUCGUGGCAGCGGUGGUAAUGCUAAUGCUGCUGCCUUUACGGAUGGCGCACUGGGCGGAGAUGCUGACGGACAGACAGAACAGCAGUUACCGGGCGAUGAUGGUGAACCAAGUGUUGUUAGGCCCGUACGGUUUUUCGUCGAUCGUCCGGAUCACGCAAAUGAUGACGAUGAUGAUGAGCAGUCGGUGGUGGAUGAGGAGGAGGAAGUGGAGGAAGUAGAUCCGGACGGAGAACUGUACUCAGAUACUGAGCUGGACCAGCAGGCGGAUUCGGAUCCGGGGGCGUUGUACGAUCAUCUCUACUGUAACUGUAAAAAAUGCUUGAUGAUGAGAGGUGAUCUUGAUCCAACUGAUGGGCUCGAUUCGGACGACUCGUCCACGUCCGGCAAGCAGGUCGUGGUGGCGGUUUGCGCCAUGUCGAAGAAAUCCCAGUCGAAACCGAUGAAGGAAAUACUGACCCGGCUGCAGGAGUUCGAGUUCAUCCGGAUGGUGGUGAUCGGCGAAGAGAUCAUACUGAACGAACCGGUCGACCGGUGGCCCCUGUGCGACUGUCUCAUCUCCUUCCACUCGAAAGGAUUCCCGCUCGAGAAGGCGAUCCAGUACGCGCAGCUCCGCCAACCGUACGUUAUCAACAAUCUGCACAUGCAGUUCGAUAUCCAGGAUCGCCGACGAGUUUAUGCGAUCCUGGAAAAGGAGGGGAUUGAAAUACCACGGUACGCUGUGCUAGAUCGUGACUCACCGGACCCGAAACAGCACGAGCUGGUAGAAUCAGAAGAUCACGUAGAGGUGAACGGGAUCGUGUUUAAUAAACCCUUCGUGGAAAAACCAGUGUCCGCCGAGGAUCACAACAUCUACAUCUACUACCCAACGUCCGCGGGCGGUGGCAGCCAACGGUUAUUCCGCAAGAUCGGUAGCCGCAGUAGCGUCUACUCGCCGGAAUCACGGGUACGCAAGACGGGAUCGUUCAUCUACGAAGACUUUAUGCCCACCGACGGUACGGACGUGAAGGUGUACACGGUCGGACCGGACUAUGCGCACGCGGAAGCCCGCAAAAGUCCUGCCCUGGAUGGGAAGGUUGAGCGGGACAGCGACGGUAAAGAGAUACGCUACCCGGUGAUCCUGAGCAAUGCCGAGAAGCUAAUUUCACGCAAAGUGUGCCUUGCCUUUAAGCAGACCGUGUGCGGUUUCGAUCUGUUGCGCGCGAACGGCAAAUCGUUCGUGUGUGACGUAAACGGGUUCAGCUUUGUGAAGAACUCGAACAAAUACUAUGACGACUGUGCAAAGAUACUUGGCAACAUGAUACUGCGCGAGUUGGCACCCCAGCUGCACAUACCGUGGUCGGUACCGUUUCAGCUGGACGAUCCACCGAUCGUGCCGACCACGUUCGGCAAGAUGAUGGAGCUGCGGUGCGUAACCGCCGUCAUCCGGCACGGUGAUCGGACGCCAAAGCAGAAGAUGAAGGUGGAGGUGCGGCAUCAGAAGUUUUUCGAAAUUUUCGAAAAGUACGACGGGUACCGGUACGGGCACAUUAAGCUGAAGCGCCCGAAGCAGCUGCAGGAGAUACUGGACAUUGCCCGGUCGCUGCUGGCGGAGAUACAGACCAAGGCGGCCGACUCGGAGAUCGAGGAAAAACAGAGCAAACUGGAGCAGUUGAAAAGUGUGCUGGAGAUGUACGGACAUUUCUCCGGCAUCAACCGUAAGGUGCAGAUGAAGUAUCAACCCAAGGGUCGACCGAGAGGAUCAAGCUCAGACGAUGGUAAACACGAUUGCCGAUCCUUUGUUAUUGUGUCUGACGCACCGAAGGAACCCUCGCUGGUACUAAUUCUCAAAUGGGGCGGCGAGCUUACACCGGCGGGUCGCAUUCAGGCCGAGGAAUUGGGUCGUAUUUUCCGCUGUAUGUAUCCCGGCGGACAGAGCCGUCAGCCAGGCGUCGGUGAAGGUCCCGGCGCCCAAGGGCUCGGUUUGCUACGCUUACACUCCACCUUUCGGCAUGAUCUCAAAAUUUACGCCUCGGACGAAGGUCGGGUGCAGAUGACAGCUGCCGCCUUUGCCAAAGGGCUGCUAGCGCUCGAGGGCGAACUGACCCCGAUCCUGGUGCAGAUGGUAAAGAGCGCCAACACGAACGGACUGCUCGACAACGAUUGUGACUCGAGCAAGUACCAGAACAUGGCCAAAUCUCGCCUGCACGAGCUGAUGCAGAUCGAUCGAGAAUUUACGGCCGAGGACCGGGCAGCAAUUAAUCCUGGCAACGCGAUCAGCAUUAAUCUGGCGAUGAAUUUUGUCAAGAAUCCGGUGCAGUGUUGUGCGCAGGUACACUCGCUGAUACGUUCGCUGAUGGCGGUGGUAGCGGUCAAGCGCGACGAUCCGAAAACGCGUGAUGCCGUGCUGUACCACGGUGAAACGUGGGAGCUAAUGGGACGGCGAUGGGGCAAGAUCGAGAAAGAUUUCUGCACCAAGAACAAGAACUACGACAUCUCGAAGAUCCCGGACAUUUACGACUGCAUCAAGUACGAUCUGCAGCACAACCAGCACACGCUACAGUUCGAUCUGGCGGAGGAGCUGUACAUAUCGGCCAAAUAUCUGGCGGACAUUGUCAUCCCACAGGAGUACGGCUUAACGACGCACGAGAAGCUGACGAUCGGGCAGGGUAUCUGUACGCCGUUGCUGAAAAAAAUCCGUGCCGAUUUGCAGCGUAACAUUGAAGAGCUGGGCGGUGAGGAGAGCGUGAACCGGCUUAAUCCUCGGUACAGCCACGGCGUUUCGAGCCCGGGCCGGCACGUCCGGACGCGGCUGUACUUCACGAGCGAAAGCCACGUACACUCACUACUGACCGUGCUACGGCACGGCGGUCUGCUGAACGUGCUGACCGACGAGCAGUGGCGCCGGGCGAUGGAGUACGUGUCGAUGGUGUCGGAGCUGAACUACAUGUCGCAGAUCGUGAUCAUGCUGUACGAGGACCCGAUGAAGGAUCCCAGCUCCGAGGAACGGUUCCACGUCGAGCUACAUUUCAGUCCCGGUGUGAACUGUUGCGUGCAGAAAAAUCUUCCACCCGGCCCGGGCUUUCGGCCGCACAGCCGUAACGAUUCCGUUACGUCGAAAAAUGCGAGCGGUGAUGAAGACACCACCUCACGCAUCGAGGAAGAAAACGACACUGAGGAGGAAAACUCUUUCUCUAACAACUCUUCUCUGCAUCAUACACCGUCUAAGACACUGUCCCGCAAUGACACCGACAUUGACAACAUUGCGAUCGGUGCUGCAUCCGCUGUAGUGAAGGAGCGUCGCAUUAGAAAAAACAAAUCGUCCUCCCCGAUACCGAUCGGCUCAUGCCACACCGUAUCUGGGCACGAGGCGAUGGAUUUAGCGAAACGCUUAAGCGAGGAGCUCGCUGUACAGCAGCAACAGCAGCAGCAACAACAACAGCACCACCAGCAACACCAGCAGCAGCAGCACCAUCUAACUGGUUCGUUUGGUUCCGGCGCGACGAAAGAUAUAGCCCGGCCGCACAGCCCGGAUUCGGAACCGCGGGCCCGUUCCUUCGAACAUCAGCAGCAACACCACCACCACCAUCACCAUCACCAUAGCCAUCAGAACCAUCACCAGCAUGGCAAACUGCAUCAUCAUCACCGUUCGAAAGGCAAAGCUGGGAACAUGGGCAACGCUCGGGGAGCAGCAGAACGUUGCAAGGCGAAAGAUAUGCUGGAAGGGACAGAUCUUCAUUAUAAGGACGAACAGUGCGACGUUUGUGAUUCACUCGCAAUGGUGUCUCACGAAGUGCCGUGCACUAGAGCAGGUUUGACAUACUCGCCGUUGCCGUUGUCAUCACCACAAGAUCCGGAAGAGAGUGUACAGUUGGCGUCCGAAUGCGUUGAAGUUCCGCAAGGAAAUGCCGGUGAGGACCUACUGAAGCUGCACCUUGAAUCGAACAUAGCCGAGAAAGAGGAGGAGCAUGUGAGAACUACCCGGCCCAGUUUGUACAUCGGUCCACCCGAGUCUUCCUACAGCUGUGACUCGAUCAGCGAGUUCACACCCAAUCUAGACGAUCAGGAACUGUACGUAUCAUCUUUUUCCGAAUCGGAGGACGAAUCCGAACCGUCCCGGUACUACAGUGCCCUAGGGCAACAUGACUGCGAACUAGACGACUCCAUCGCCGCCAUUGGUCAGCAUUAUCUGCGCCGUUCCCUAUCAUACACCUUCUCCAACGAUGCGGAUCGCUAUAAUCUGCCCGCAGUCGAUAGUGGUGGAUGGCCGUGUGGAAGAAAAAUGUCGUCCUCGGUAGAAUCGCCGUCUGGAGGAAGAAAUCACCGUAACAUGCCACUGAUGACGCGCAGCUUCGAUGAGCUGCUGAAGGACCGAUGCUAUGGCGGUCAUAGUAACUGCUGCUGUCGCUAUUGCUGGAUGUCACCGAUUGAUAGAUAUUCGCUCCACACGAAGGACCAUGAUGUGGCGGAUACCGAGCUCAACGCACGCCAAAGUCGUUCACUGAGUCCUCCUCCUCCUCCGUGUUCGAGUGGGAGGCGUUUGCGCAGUAACGCCGCGUCACACCCGGCAACACUACAGGUCCCGUGUAGCAGUAACGUUAUACGGCACGAUGUUAGUGAUCAUGGCCGGUUGCGGAUUGUUCGUUAUCCGGUACGUGCGAUGACACGGUUCGCUAGCGAUCCAUCCCUACCAUUGGGCUUCGGCUGGACCGAAGCAUCGGUUAACGCACCGGACAUAGCGAACCGCUUUAGAUCUCCACCUGGGACAUCAUUGCUAGCGGAUCACCUAGUAGCACCGGAACCGAGUCAGCAACUUGUGUUUGUAACACUUACCACACCACCACCGGAUGAGUACGAUAGUGAACCAUUGCUGAGGCAGCUGUUUGAUACUACUGUGGCGGCUCCUUCUGGUAUAACGGCCAUGGAUAUUCAGCCUUCAUUCGGGUCGACCCAUUGUCGUAAUCUUCUCGGCACCGGUAACGAUGGCAACGACGAGCAAUGUCAAACUGAGGCCUUCGCUUCUUCGUCUACCUCCGCUCACCAUGAUGGUGUUCAUCGCUCAUCUGAUCGGAUUGGUUCCCCGUCCAUUUGCUCGUUACCACACGCCCCAUCCCAAGCGUCGUUUCCGCUGUCGCCAUCAAUGCAAACACCUGCGCUUGUCGCCUCACCGCCAGAUGUUGUUUCAUUGACCUGUAGUAGUUGUUUCGAGAUCCAUCUAAACCCUCCUAAUACUAGCCCUCGUAGCGACCCCGAUCGCCUUGAUACCAUUAAUUAUCAAUCUACUGACGUAGGUUGUACAUCCGCCACCUUAAUUACUAAUGCUACUCUUACUACUACGACUUCUUUUCUUGCCACUGUGCCAUCGUCUCCUUCCGUCACCACUACCACUGACACCAUCACCACCACCACCAACACCGCCGUUUGUUCUGCCGUUGCUAUCCCUUACCUUACACCCGUUGUGGUUGACACAAGUAACAUCUUUUCGGCUUGUUCUUCUUCCGUUCAUACCACCGACACGACGACGACGACUACCACUACCUCUACCACUACCACUUCUACUACCCCGUCCGCUAUUGGUUCACUAACCAUGCCGUCGUCGCUGGUCCCUGCCGUGUCCUCCGAACGCAAAAAAUCGCACCAUCCGCCCAAACUGCUCGUUAAAUCGUACACCAUAGACGGUAGCAGUGUUGGGGGUGCCGGUUACAGUUCGCUGAUGAUGGCUACCUCCACCACAACGACGACGACGGUGUCCGGGACAGAUGAUGCAGCACCGACAGCAGCAUCAGCAGACCACCCUAUCGACGAUGCAAACAAUGGCACACUCACCAGCACAGGCAGCAGCACUACCACCAUCACCGGUGGCGGCGGCUGCCUGUACUGCUGUACCACCGGUGGUGCGACCACCGUGCCAAGGAUGGCGCCAGGACCGGGCGCACUCUGUCACGGGUCGGGGUCCGGUUCGCUGUCGUCCUGCUGCUGCUGUUGCUACACCGGCUGCUGCUGCUGCUCGACACCCUCGUCGUCGUCGGCGGGAGGGCUCGCCGGGCCCGGUGUCGGUGGUGGUGGUUCCGCGGGUACACCCAAUGCUACGACGGUCCGACGCCAGCGGCACAGCAUUGCCGGCCAGAUGAGCUACUUUAAAAUGUUAGGUACCUUCAGUAAAAAGAUGGCGACCAGCACAAACAGUCUGUUCAGCACCGCCGUGAUCAGUGGCAGCUCGUCCGCACCGAACUUGCGCGACAUGAUACCGAGCACCGCAUCGCCGUCAGGAUUCGGCGGUGUGCCACCUAUACGUCCGCUGGAAACACUGCACAACGCGCUAUCCCUAAAGCAGCUGGAUGCUUUUCUGGAGCGCAUGACGAUUGGACCGCUGUUCAAAACUCCGGCCUCCUCACCACCACCGAAACAACUGCUGCUGACGGGAGGGACACCAUCGUCCGCCACCCAUCCGUCCGUCGGUACGAAAAGUCCACAGUCGUCGAUGGUGAUCGGUGGAGAGGAAAGCUUCCCCGAAGGGUCCACCGUACCUUUGGCCCAAUCAACACAAUCGAGCGCUACCCCACCGGCAGGAACUAUCGACGAACGGAACUCGCACCGUACUGCGAUGCGUGACUUUGCACCCCUGACAUCCGUUGGCCCAACAACUGGAGGAGGAGGAGGCUAUGUUGGAGGUGGAACAAACACAGCCGGACUCGUUGGUCCUGGUGGCGGGUCCAACAAUGGGGCCGGUAAUAUUGCCGGUGUCCAGCAGAGUUGGAGUGACCAUUCGAGCAGCAUGACCAGCAGCAUCAGCGCGAUGUCGAGCGGUGGUCCCAGCUCGCCGAACUACUCGGAAGCGUAUUCGCGCGGCUGCCCGAGCAGUGACAUGUCCGCCAGCAUCACCAGCAGUACCGAUGGCAGCCUGGCAGCAAUCGUUGGCGGCGAACAGGUGCUAGUAGCAUUACCACAGCUUUUCAGCCAUCAUCAGCAGCAGCAACGGAUGUCACCGAAACAGCCACCGGUAGCCGGCGGUAAGUCCGAGGAGGAUGACGAUCCAACCGUUGCCCGUGCGGUGAUGGGUGAUAGUUCGUUGGAUGUUACGUCCAGCACGACCGAACCGCACAUACGGCGCAGUUCUACGAUGGAUGUUAGUGGCGAGUUAACGCCUGUAAGCGGAUGUUCCGAUUGGGAAAGCAACACGAACGAAGCAACCAAAGGAUCGACGGCUAAUUACGAUCUGACGACCGCCAACACAACCGAGGAAGACGAUGAAGAUGCAACGCUCUCCACCGACACCUGCCUGAGUGUGGGUGAGCAGCAGCAGGAACAGCCUUUAAAAUCGAGCUGGGAUUCAACCGGUGUGGGCAAGGGACCGUCACCGGCGUUUCGAACCGCAUUCCCUCCAACGUUCGGUGCGGAGUCGCUCGACGGCGGCUGUAAGCUUGAUAACCGCGUACGUGGUAGCCGCAUCCAGCGACAGAUCAGUAUGUACGAAAAGGAGAGCCGUACGGACGUGAAAAGCCUACAGGAGGAGAAAGCGUACGAGUGGUCCGGCGAUGGGAACAAGUUUGAGCCGAGCGUCGGUCGCCAGCAGCACGCCCAAAUACUCCGAACACUGCACAUGUCCUUCGACGAACUGCGGAAGGAGCUACCGAAACCCGAGCUGCGUCACACACCUUCCCGGGCCAGCAGCAACCAGCCGGAGUUGAAAGGUGGUUCGCACACGAGACAGCAGCCAGAUGUGCCGGUGGUGGAGAUGCCACACCACACACCGGGCGCGUUAGUUAUCCGCGAAGGGUACAUCGAACCACCGCGGUUAACGCGCGUCACCAAAAGCUUCCACGGGAAAACCGACCACCAGAAGCUUCAUCUCGAGCAGCAGCAGCAGCAGCAGCAGCAGGAAUGCCGGCGUGCUAGCGACAGUCCCCAGUCACCGGCCGAAACGACAUGCCACAAUCGGGGCAACAAAAAUGCGUUACGUCAGCAGCAUUCGAGUGCCGGCACCAGUAGCAGCCAGGGACGCUUUACGACGUCGCUGGUGCAGGAAUCGGAACACGGCGGUGGUAAUGAGGGUUCAUCACUGGCAAAGUAAACACACGCACCCCCUGCGAUAGGAAAUAUAUGGUACGGGGGGGGGGGGGGAGGCGUGGGGGCGAGGCUGUGCUUUUUAGAGGGUGCUCUAGGAAUAAGGCUGCGGGAGACUAUAAUGGGCUAGAAUAUAACAAGCACACGCUUUUGUUUUGGUUGAAGCAAUAGAAAUAGAUUCGUUCGAACCUAUCGUUUCCUAUACUGA
Messenger RNA from Anopheles stephensi (Asian malaria mosquito), 10028 nucleotides. RefSeq names its product inositol hexakisphosphate and diphosphoinositol-pentakisphosphate kinase. Lineage: Eukaryota; Metazoa; Arthropoda; Insecta; Diptera; Culicidae. Bases 1692 to 9827 code for a protein of 2711 amino acids. The transcript has 16 exons. Gene Ontology annotation, molecular function: diphosphoinositol pentakisphosphate kinase activity; 5-diphosphoinositol pentakisphosphate 1-kinase activity; inositol hexakisphosphate kinase activity. Gene Ontology annotation, biological process: inositol metabolic process; inositol phosphate biosynthetic process. The record is from RefSeq and is a predicted model, not a curated record. Gene Ontology annotation, cellular component: cytosol.